UGAGUUUGGCUUUCCGUGCCCUAGCGAGGCCUUUGGCAGGACCCCAGGUUUGCUGAACAGGUGGCCAUCGCACAGUGCCAUAGUCGUCGACGGUGGAGCGACAUUGGUACAAGGUAAGGUUGUAGAACGAGCAGACUACGAAUGAAGAGUGUGCACUGGUUCUAGGUUUAUACCCUUCGUCGUACAUUCAGCAAACUCGUUUAUUGUGUCUUAGCCUACGACAGAGCAGCCAGUAUCUUUAGUGUUGCGGUCCCACUGUGUUUCAUAGCUACGAUAGUUUGCAAGCGGCGGCUACGAAUUGCGACAUUCGCAGUACUGUGACACGCACACGGCUUUGACAAGGUCAGCAGGUUCUGCACCCAUGACUCUACCAAUUGGAAGUGAUCCAGGAACUCCACCGUCUCUGGAUGCUUCGUCUUCAGAGGCUCCAAGUACGGCUUCGGCCACACGGUCGCGGAAAAGGUCUCAUUCGCUUACUAUAGAGGUGAUUGUAGAAGACGCAAAGAGACGAAGAGGGGAUGAAGAUACAGAAGGAGGCAGAUCUACGAGUCGCCGACUGACGAGGGCUGCGGCUCGUUCCCGCAGCAGCUCAACCAUUCGGACGGAUGACGUGAAUUUCGAUGUGCCUUUAGAUGAGGCAACAGAAGAAGAACAGCCAUUACCAUCAAAACGUCGUCGUGCAGUAUCACGCAAAGUGACAGAUUAUACGGUAACAGAUGGACCUGCGACACCUCGCUUACAGGUGCGAACGUCGACAAAUCUUCCUGAAGUUCCAACAACCCCUACGACAAGAAGAUCUCGUCGCUCUUCAGUUAGAAACGACGCUGCACCUCGAACACCCCGCCUUUCCCGACGCACCUCAGCUUUGCGGAUUAAGGCUCAGGAUCUGGAAGGGAUGGAGACUGCCCAAGACGUGAAUGCGGAUGACGGCCCUGUCGCCGCCGGUCCUUUGGAAAGCGAAGAAAAUGAGGAAUCAGCAGCUACCCCGACCAAGCUCAAUACCAGUAUCCUUGUAUUAAGUGACUCAGACGACUCUAUACCACUUUCCACAAAACGGAAGCUGAGACUACCAUCCAUGAAAGGCAAAGGAAAGAUAAUAUCUGAUGAUGAAGUGUCUUCACUGAGCGAAGUGGACACGGGUUCAUUUGACUUUGAAGAUAACGUGUCAGAAAAUGGUGCCGGUCCGUCACAGCCGUCAAAACCUAAGCGAAGCGUCGGCGCAAGAAAGGGCGCAAAACAAAAGGCUCCUGCACGGAGGAGGACAACCAUCAGAAGCAAUUCAAAUGUCGACGAGAAUGAUGACAGCGAUGAGCCCUUAUCCGUGCGCAAAGCUUCCGCUUCGCGGCGGAAACCUGCUGUAGUUUCAGACGACAGCGACAGUGACUUUGAUCUUGGCUCGGUGCGAUUAUCAGACGCAGAGGCAGAGGAAGAAGCAGAGGACGAAGAGACUGAGGAAACAGCAGCCCCUAUCAGUGCGCCCCCCACACGCCGCCGGAGAGGCCGUGGGGCAGCAGCAGCCGCCCGUCGACAAGCGAAAAAGGACACAAAAGGGACGUAUGAUUUCCAUCCUGAACUUGUUACAGUUUGGGAGCAAUUGGAAAAGGAAGUUCAGGUGAUCGUCCCUCAACAGGCUGAGCAACCGCAAGACGUGAAUGUAAAGCUGCUCCCAUUCCAACGUGAGGGUUUGUUUUGGUUACUCGAACAAGAACGCGGUCGAUUCGGCGGAGGUAUUUUGGCAGACGAAAUGGGAAUGGGCAAGACAAUUCAGAUGAUUUCUUUGCUGGUGUCAAAGCGGAUGAAGCCAAACCUGAUCCUCAGCCCUACCGUCGCCAUUAUGCAAUGGUUAGCUGAGUUAAGGGAGCGGACGACGCCGGGAACAUUUAAAGUCCUUCUCUUCCAUGGCAAUAACAGGCCCACCACGCGAGAAGAAGUUGAAUCGUACGACGUUGUUCUCUCCACCUAUGCUAUUAUUGAGCAGGGCUUUCGUAAGAUGCAGUACGGCUUCAAACGAAAAGGUGAAACGAUCAAAGAACCUUCGCUUCUUCACUCGGUGAACUGGGCUCGCGUUGUUUUAGAUGAAGCGCAUGCGAUCAAGGACCGCAGUUGUUCCACCGCACGUGCAGUAUUUGCUCUCAAACGCCAGAAACAAUGGUCCCUCUCUGGAACGCCAUUGCAGAACCGUGUGGGAGAGUUAUAUUCCUUGAUUCGUUUCAUGAACUGUGAUCCAUUUAGUUACUACUUUUGCAAAAAGUGCCCAUGCAAAAUGCAGACGUGGUCGUUUACGGAUCGGAAGCAUUGUGAUGGGUGCGGACACAUUAGCCAUCAACAUUUUUGUUGGUGGAAUUCAGAGAUUUUGAAGCCGAUCCAAAAGUACGGUGCAGAAGGCGAAGGUCUGGUGGGGUUCAAGAAGCUGGGAUGUCUAUUGGAUCGCAUCAUGUUACGGCGAACAAAACUGGAACGCACCGAGGAGCUUGGAUUGCCGCCCCGAGUUGUCACGGUUCGAAGGGACGUUUUCAACGACGCUGAAGAAGAAUUGUAUGAGAGUUUGUAUUCUGACUCGGCGCGUACAUUUUCUACCUACGUGUCGAACCAUACUGUCUUGAACAACUAUGCCUCCAUUUUCUCGUUGCUCUCACGUAUGCGAUUGGCCGUCAACCAUCCCGAUCUUGUGACCACCCGAGUGGCCAUUGCCUCCAACACGGCUACAGAACACCUUGUGUGUGGUAUAUGCCACGAAGAAGCCGAAGAUCCCAUCAUGAGUAAAUGCAAACACGUGUUUUGUCGUGAAGAUGCGCGACAGUAUAUUCAGAGUGCCCCCGACGAGGAUACGCCGACAUGUCCCAUGUGUUAUAAGCCGUUGACGAUUGAUUUGUCACAACCGCAGGUGAUACCUAAAUCUGGUGGAGAGGGGAUAAAGAGUAGUAUCGUAAAUUAUAUUGACAUGGCGAAAUGGCGGAGCAGCUCCAAGAUUGAGGCUCUCGUUGAAGAACUCACCGCCCUCCAACGAGACGACUCGACCUCCAAAUCCAUCGUCUUUUCCCAAUUCGUCGCCUUUUUAGAUCUCAUUCAAUGGCGUCUCUCCCGGGCUGGAUUCAAUGUCGUUAAACUUGAUGGACGUAUGGCUCCCCAACAGCGGGACACGGUGAUUAAAAGCUUUAUGACUGAUCCGACUGUGACGGUGUUUUUGGUGUCGCUCAAGGCUGGAGGUGUUGCAUUGAAUUUGACUGAAGCGAGUCGGGUGUUUGUGAUGGAUCCGUGGUGGAAUCCGGCUGUUGAAGACCAAGCCUUUGACCGAAUUCAUCGGUUAGGACAAUACCGACCCAUUAAAAUCACUCGAAUGAUUAUCGAAAACUCUAUUGAAUCGCGUAUUCUGCAACUUCAAGAAAAGAAAAAAGCUUUAUUUGAGUCGACGGUUGGGAAGGAUAUGGAUGCGCUUGCAAAGUUGUCGGAAGAGGAUUUACGGUUCUUGUUUGUUCUUUGAUGGGUUGUCGGUUUUGAAGCAUGUUUUAUAUAUAUAGUCUAUUCUUGCAAAUAUUGAGUGUUUGUUACGGGUUGAAUAUGAUACUUGAGUGCAUGCGAUCAUCAGCUCCAACAAUUAAAAUAGACAAAUACAGAAAGAAGCGAGAGAGAGAAUGGAAUAAAUAACGAUAAAAAUAAAAUGCACCAAAAAAGAAUAAAAAGC
Spizellomyces punctatus DAOM BR117 is the source of this 3682-nucleotide messenger RNA. RefSeq lists its product as uncharacterized. The transcript has 6 exons. Bases 362 to 3481 code for a protein of 1039 amino acids. NCBI's taxonomy places the organism in Eukaryota, Fungi, Chytridiomycota, Chytridiomycetes, Spizellomycetales, Spizellomycetaceae. Gene Ontology annotation, molecular function: ATP-dependent chromatin remodeler activity; ATP binding. The record is from RefSeq and is a predicted model, not a curated record.